Zygosaccharomyces rouxii is the source of this 5019-nucleotide messenger RNA. It is a transcript of the gene DOP1, whose product is annotated as Dop1p. NCBI's taxonomy places the organism in Eukaryota, Fungi, Ascomycota, Saccharomycetes, Saccharomycetales, Saccharomycetaceae. Gene Ontology annotation, cellular component: trans-Golgi network; endosome. Gene Ontology annotation, biological process: Golgi to endosome transport. The transcript has a single exon. The record is from RefSeq and is a predicted model, not a curated record. The coding region runs from base 1 to 5019 and encodes 1672 amino acids.
AUGUCGUUGCCCUUAAAACCGCUCACAAUUGAUUCAAAUAGCAAGCAACUUGAUUCCAAGGAAAAGAAGUUCAAGAACCAUGUAACAAGGGCAUUAGAGAACUUCGAUUCGGUGACAGAAUGGGCAGAUUACAUUGCAAGUUUAGGUAGACUGCUUAAGGCAUUGCAGAGUUGGACACCUCAGUUUCAAAAUGUUAAGUAUUAUGUGCCAUCACCUUACCAGGUUAGUAGAAGACUAGCGUCAUCACUAUCGCCAGACUUACCUGCGGGUGUACAUCAAAAGACCUUGGACGUUUACACUUUUAUUUUUGAAAAGAUUGGUCAAGAUAAUCUGGCGGCAGAAUGUAAUAUUUGGAUUCCAGGUAUCUUGCCAUUGAUGACAUAUGCGUCGAUGUCCGUCAAGAGUCAUCUGGUUGAAGUUUACGACAACUAUUUGGUACAAUUGCCAUCAUCAACAUUAAAACUGCUGGCAAAACCGUUGUUGGCUAGUCUACUUCCAGGAAUUGAUGAUGAGAGUAGUGAGUUUCAACCGGUUACGAUGAACUUGAUUGAUACUUUAAGAGAAAACAUGGAUAACGACUCUUUAUUCUGGCAGUCGUGCUUUUUAGUCAUGAUUACUAGUAAAGAACGUAGGUUAGGUGGAUUAGUAUGGCUCAUAAAGAAAUUUCCUUCAUUGAAUUCUGUGCCGCACUUGGUUAUAGAGAGAAACAAAAGAAUCGAGACUACAGGUGGUAUUGAUAAGAUGAAUCCCAAGGAAUUGAGGGAAGAUGCAUUUUCUACUCUGCAACCUGCAGCAAAAAGUCUACUUUCGCCAGAACCUGGUCUAUUAAUACGUUGUCUGGUGUCUUCACUAAGAGGUGACAAUGAUUUACUGAUUAAAAGAGGUAUUUGGGAUUUACUUUUACAAAGAUUGCAUCUAGAGUCUCCGGUAUUGAACCAACUAAUAAGUGUCGGGGAUAAAAAAUUGUUAGUCAUGGCCUGCUGUAAGACGAUUUUGGAUAAGGAUAUGUCUUUGAAUAGAAGAAUAUGGAACUGGCUAUUGGGACCAGCGGCAGCUUCUUCGAUGAAUAAUGCUGGUGCAUUAACAGAUCAAGUCGUGGAAGAUAGUAAUGAAUAUUUCUUAAAGUAUGGCUUUGACAGUCUGAUAGAUGGUCUGAAAGAUAUGAUUGGAACUCAAGAGUCUGUGACUACAGCAAUCAAUAUUUGCAUUUCAUUAAUGGAUAGGUGGCAGAUUGGUUCAUUGGUGGUCCCGGAAAUGUUCAUACCACUGUUAUUGGCGACUAAGCGCUUUGCACAAAAUCCUCAAGUGAUGAAGAUAUCUAGCAUUUUUUUCGAUACCGUGGAGACCAAUAUCAUUUGGGGUAAAAUUUUCCAAUACAUUAUGGACAGCAAAGAUCUUGAAUUCUUAAAAUUCGUCUUGCACUCUUACAAUGUCGCCAAUGAGGAGGAAAUUGUUGUACGUCAUUUGCCUCUGAUCCUUUUGACUAUCCUCUCCUCUAACGAUUUCCAAAAGGAAGACUCAUCAAAUGGUCGUUAUUCCAUCUGUCAUCAAUUGCUUGAGAUUUUGCCCGAAAGGGCAUUCUUACCGCUAAAUUUUACUCAGAUGAGUUUCGACAGUGAAAUUGAUACCAAAGACGUUUUGAAGAAAAUUUCGGACUACUAUCAUGGAGUUUCAGAUCCAGUCUCUUUGCAAACCGUGGAAGACUCUGUGGAUGUUUUGCCUCCUUUCAAUACCGAGGAUUUGACUUUCCUCAUUGUCCACUGUGCUCAUGAUACCUUACUAGAAAAUCUAAAAUCUGGUGAAAACAUUGCAGAGGCAACAAGAAUUUUUGUUGGUGUCUGUGAAAGAGUACCAGAAUCUAAUGCUGAGAAAGAUGGGCCCUCGAACGAUUUAUCCGAUGAUUCGCUAGUGGAAGCUAUUUUCAUGUGCCUAAACAAUCCAGAGAAGAAAACCGGCUCGGUGUAUGGGAUUGUGGAUCUCUACACUAACUAUUUGGCCUCGAGAAUAGGCUUCAUUCAAUCAGUCAAGCUAUUAAAAUUAAUCAUUUCAUCGCUAUGGAAUUAUUUGGUAGAACCUCGUAGACAAUUAAUGGCGGUUAAAGGUUUAAAACUUUUACAAAAAUGUCGCUAUGCGGACUACGUUGAGGGUGCCCUUUCAAGUGCAUUCAUAGAGGAAAAGGACAUAUCAAGAUGUUUAGUGGUAUUGGAAUUACUUUGGAAUCAAUUGGAACCUAAUUCCGCUGUUUUGAGAAGACCGGUGGAAUUAAUGGCUGAUGAACUUUUCGAUGAACAAAACCCCCAUUAUUUGAGUGUAUCCAAAUGGAUUUUAUCCGUGGUUAAUUCGGGUUCUUCAAACAGACUAUUUUAUUUACUAACAGACGAUCUACUGAAAUUUGAUUUUUUAAAGAGGGAUUAUCUGCAGGACCUGGAUGACCUUGAUAUGUUUACAUACCGUCUUCAAUGUUUGACGAGCAUUUUAAAGAGUAACAACAAUGUCGUAUUGGAGAGUUUUACAACUGAAUUGACCACCAUUGGCUCUUUAGCAGAUUGGGAAAAUGAAGAUGUUUCCACUUACAAGAAUUUGGUCAUUGUAAUUAUAAUGAGAUUUUUGCAUUUGAAAAAUAACAAUAACGCUACUAGCAUAAGAAGUGCCCUCCUACUAUUGGAAUACUUGCUAAAUGGUUCUGAACAAAACUUCAAAUGGAUUGUUAUGUUCUUAUUACAGAUGUCAUCUGAAUAUAUUUCAAAGGAGGGCUUGGAAUCAGAUCUAAUAGCAGUCUCUUUGCUGAACAUCGUAUCCAAAGUGCUAAGAUUAUCUCAUGAGAAUGGAAUUAAGCUUGAUGUGUUUGAUGAUAAUACUACGCAUUUGAAAUAUGUCGAUUAUCUGAUUACAAGUGUUGCUUCGAUGGAAAGCCCACUCAUUGUGACCUCCUAUGUUAAGCUUUUGAGAGAAAGUUUGGCUUAUUUUGAAAGCUCUAUUUUCCGCAUGAUAUUGCCGCUCACAGCUUCUAUUGUCCAAUGUGUGCAUAAACUUUUAGACAAGGAAAAGAAAGAUGGCGGAUAUUAUCAAUCGAUUGCAUUACUUCUUGCUGGUUUAGAAGAGUUGUUAGAAGUGUCACACAAAUUUUUACUAGCUGAUGAGAAUGAAGGAUACUUCUCUGCUGCGGGAUCUCGUGGUGAUUUCCUCCAGAGCAUGGUUUCUAAUGUUUUUUCCUCUGACGUCUCAGCAAACGAUGUUAAGGUUCAAGGUGAAAGGGAUGUUAUACUACAAUCAUUUAAAGAGGUUGUAACUUGUACUUUCCACAUAUGGUCAUGGGCUCAUGAAGUUUCUGCUAAUGCUACCAGGACUCCAGAAUCUGAGCAAACCAACCACAAUUCUUAUAAGUUUAAAUUCACUGCCAAAAAAUUAUUGGAGAAAUUAUUUUUGCUAGAACCUUUGGAAGUAAUGGAAGAUUUAGUAAUUGCACCUACGGAUAACGAUAAAUUGACUUUGAUACAUGUGCUGGAUGGUAACAGGCCUGCCUUGACAAUACCAUAUUUUUUUAUUGGUAUUGUGUAUAGACAAAAUAAGAAUGGCAGUGUUAAGUUUUCGGUCAACAGUGGUAACACCAAGACUAGCGGCAACCAUCUGGAUUCCUCCUUAAUGCAUAAAUUGGAUUCUAAGGCAUUGAUGCAUUUCUUGUUAAACUAUGCAUCGUCCUUGGAAAAUGCUGCCAUCGAAGACUUCUACGGUGAUUUUGCUGCCUUCCUAAAAGAGGUCAGUGCCAACUACAAUCUUUAUGGUACCGUCUCUACUUCAGUAUUGAAGUUUGUGGGUAUUAUUGCUGAGAAGCUUAAUAAAUCUAGAUUUGGAGAGCAGAAACGUAUUAGGAGGGAGUUGGCAGAAACAUUUACAAAAUACUUGCCCAAUGCCCUAUCAGAUUCUCCCCUAGAUUACGAGAAUCCCUACCAGUCAUUUGAAAAUCUGGAAUGUGUGGUCAAAAGCUUGCAGUAUAUUUUGAACGAUUCUGUGGGAGGUGAGAAAUACAACAGUUCACUUCAUACAAUUGUCAAUCAAUGUAUUACACCUUAUUUCAAAUCGAAAACUGAAACAGUGGUUCCGGAGUACGUCCUGAAGCUUUCUCUAGAGAUCGCUAAAGUCGGUGAAAAGGUGAAGAAUUGGAGACUUUUGGUUAAUGAUUUCUUCAUGGAUGAGAAGAAAUUUAUACUUGUGGAAAAUCCAAUUUGGAAAGAAAUCAUGUAUCAUUGGUCCCACUAUCCGGAGAAUAAAUCGAAAGUGAUUAAUGAUUUGAUAACUGCAGUGGACACAAAGGUGGCUGGUAUGAUAUCGUUCAAUUCAUGGAGUGAUUCUGAAAACGAUGCCAAGGCACAAAACAUUCUGAGACUCUCCUUUCUGCUCCUGAUUUCUCCGGUAGAUUCUUAUCUGUUACAAUUCCAAUCUUUGAUUUCUUUGGCAUGUGAGUAUCUUGUCUCCAAAAAUGUUAAAUUAAAAUCCAAGUGUUGGAUAUUGUUGAGAGCCCUUUUCUUGAGAUUCUCAGAUUCACAUUUCAACGAGCAUUGGUCCAUGUUAACCUAUAGUCUACAGACUAAUUUACAAGAAUUUUUCGAAUCGCUACAUAUUCGAGAAGAGAUGGAUGUGGGUCUGUUGUUGCAAACAUGUAAGACCUUAGAUCUUUUACUGGCAUUAAAUUUUGAAGGAUUUAGUGGUACAAACGAAUGGCUGUUUGUCAUUGAUACAAUUAACUGCAUUUACAAAGAAUAUCCAUUUGUGGCAUUAGUUGAUGAGAUCUACGAGUUUAAAGAAUUUGAAAGGAGAACCGUAGAGGAUGUGGAACCACUAGAUAAGAUACAGUCACAGGUACCAUUGCUGGCUGGUGUGAGUUCCAUUAAGAGUUAUACUCAAUUAAAGAAUUUUUUCCAAAACCUAAGUUAUGUUCAUUACGAGUACAUCUACAGUUUGAAAGGAGUCGAUAUGGUAGAGUGUGAGAACGAUUUAUUUACAGAUAUCUUUUUUACCUAA